AUGGUGUCCGAAACUAUCGAGAAGGGGCCAUUGUACCCUGAUUAUUUGCCAUUUUACGACCCUCUGGAAAAGGUUGAACCCGUUGGCCCAUUUGAACACGAUGAUCCGGGACACCGUGCCGAUCCUUCAUUCCCAAAUCUCCUCAAGAAUGCAUCAAAGGUGGUAGAACUAAGUCCGCACUGCGGUACAGAGCUCCAGGGUGUCCAAAUUUCCGAUCUGUCUAAAGAAGGGCUUGAUGAGCUUGCACUUCUGUGCGCUGAAAGAGGUUGUCUGGUAUUUCGUGACCAAAAGUUCACAGACUUGGGCUUUGAGGAGCAGAAGGACAUUGCCUCUCAUUUUGGACCCCUGCAUAAACAUGGCUGGAUGCCGCAUCCUCAGAAUGGCCCCGUGGAAUUCGUUAUUGUUUAUGAUUCUAAAAACGAUCUACGUAUCCGCAAGUCAUGGGCAAGAAAGAGUCCGGUUCAAUUCCACGUCGACCAGUCCCCUGAAACCCAACCCCCAGGCGCGACCUUUUUCUGUAUGUUAGAGUCUCCACCGGGCGCCGGGGGAGACACCAUUAUCUCCAGCAUGACCCGUGCCUAUGAACGCCUUUCCCCCUCCUUCCGCAAGCGCCUCGAAGGCUUGAAAGCAAUUCACACCACCGCGAACCCCGUCAUGCGCGAGAUUCGAGAUAACGGCGAUAGUGCCGUGCUUCGACGCGGAAUUACUCGCUCUAUUCAUCCCGUCGUAGUCGUUCACCCAGUAACGAAGAAGAAAGCGCUCUUUGUCAAUUCUUCCUAUACUCAGAGCAUUGUCGGUUGGGAUGAGGAAGAAUCUGACUAUCUUCUCAAGUUCUUGUUUGACCAUAUUAAUCGUGGGCAUGACUUUUGCUGUCGUGUAAGAUAUGAGCCUGGGACUGUGGUUAUCUGGGAUCAGAGAGUUACGCAGCAUUCUCAGACGCUGGACUAUGCUGCUGGAUCGAGGAGGCAUGCGUUUCGUUUGACGCCUUUGGCGAAUGUUCCGAUUCCUAGUUUCGUUGAGGAGGAUGAUGGGGAGUGUGCGAAGGAUGAAGGUCGGAUGUUGCUGAAUCUAUGCUGA
Penicillium angulare is the source of this 1077-nucleotide messenger RNA. RefSeq names its product TauD/TfdA dioxygenase family protein. The record is from RefSeq and is a predicted model, not a curated record. Bases 1 to 1077 code for a protein of 358 amino acids. Gene Ontology annotation, molecular function: 2-oxoglutarate-dependent dioxygenase activity. Gene Ontology annotation, cellular component: cytoplasm. The transcript is spliced from 7 exons. Lineage: Eukaryota; Fungi; Ascomycota; Eurotiomycetes; Eurotiales; Aspergillaceae.